Molecule: messenger RNA, 1568 nt
Organism: Enhydra lutris kenyoni (northern sea otter)
Lineage: Eukaryota; Metazoa; Chordata; Mammalia; Carnivora; Mustelidae
Product: protein phosphatase 1 regulatory subunit 3B
Exons: 2
Coding region: 152-1009 (285 amino acids)
Biological process (GO): regulation of glycogen catabolic process; regulation of glycogen biosynthetic process
Cellular component (GO): protein phosphatase type 1 complex
Molecular function (GO): protein phosphatase 1 binding; protein phosphatase regulator activity; glycogen binding
Source: RefSeq, a predicted model, not a curated record
CCAGCCCUGCCUCCCGGACACACGACGCUCACGUAGUCCGGUGGCAGGAGCUUCCCCUGCCACCUCCCUCCCGGCUCUCCGAUGCAGCGAGCCAGCUGGAGAGGGGGCUUCCCCACGGCCCAAAAGGGUUCUAGCCUAUUCAUCUAACCCCAUGAUGGCUGUGGACAUAGAGUACAGAUACAGCUGCAUGGCCCCUUCCCUGCGCCGAGAGAGGUUCACCUUCAAGACCUCACCGAAGCGCAGCGAGCCGCUGAGGCCAUGCAUUCAGCUAAGCAGCAGGAAUGAAGCCAGCGGGAUGGUGGCCCCCACGGUCCAGGAGAAGAAGGUGAAAAAGCGGGUGUCCUUCGCAGACAACCAAGGGCUGGCCCUGACAAUGGUCAAAGUGUUCUCAGAAUUCGAUGACCCGUUAGAUAUUCCCUUUAACAUCACCGAGCUCCUAGACAACAUUGUGAGCUUGACGACAGCAGAGAGCGAGAGCUUUGUUCUGGAUUUCACCCAGCCUUCCGCUGAUUACUUAGACUUCAGAAACCGGCUUCAGACCGACCACGUAUGCCUUGAAAACUGUGUCCUGAAGGACAAAGCCAUCGCAGGCACAGUGAAGGUGCAGAACCUGGCGUUUGAGAAGACGGUGAAAGUAAGAAUGACAUUCGACACCUGGAAAAGCUUCACAGACUUUCCCUGUCAGUAUGUGAAGGACACUUACGCCGGCUCGGACAGGGACACCUUCUCCUUUGACAUCAGCUUGCCUGAGAAAAUUCAGUCUUAUGAGAGGAUGGAGUUUGCCGUGUGCUUUGAGUGCAGUGGACAGAUGUACUGGGACAGCAACAAAGGCAAAAACUAUAGGAUCAUCCGAGCCGAGCUGAAAUCCACGCAGGGUGCCACCGAGCCACAAAACGGACCCGAUUUUGGAAUAUCCUUUGACCACUUUGGGAGCCCUCGGUGUUCCUACGGUCUGUUUCCGGAGUGGCCAAGUUAUUUAGGAUACGAAAAGCUAGGGCCCUACUAUUAGCCACUGCGUGUGCUGGAGCAUGGCGGAGCAGGUGCAGAGGAGCCUCGCUGCGGUCAUGGGCGGGUGGAGACAGAAGCCAGGAGAAACGCGGAACUGCCAUUAGGCACAGUCUCUGAAAAGAAAGGAUCCUGUUCACUUUUCUUCUUACGCCACCUCAGCCAGCCAGAUUUAGGUGCCAGGACUGGUUUCAUACUUGGAGUACCAGUGGGGUGCUGGUCGGCUCGGCUUCCAGGGUGGCCACGAGAGUCGGAGCAGGGUGGCAGGGCCGGCCUGGGCCUGGGCAGGAACCAGGCCCAUGGGUAUUGCCGGCGACACUAGGGGAUGGUGGCUUCAGAGCGAGGCCACCAGGGGUGCGCCCCAGCUGCCUGGAGGAACCGCCCCUGCUCCCUGGGAUGUGGACGGUCACCUGGAAAUCACUCCAUCCCAGCCCACUGCCCCGGGACCCUUGCCGUUGGUCUCUAGGCGCCCCCCACACCACAGCCGGGCCCCUCCUGCCUGUCGCUGGCGUUCCUUGUCUACACGUGCUUCACUCUGCAGCUCUGUGCUUUUUUUUUUUUUU